Messenger RNA from Melanaphis sacchari, 4732 nucleotides. RefSeq names its product gem-associated protein 5. The record is from RefSeq and is a predicted model, not a curated record. Bases 259 to 4641 code for a protein of 1460 amino acids. Gene Ontology annotation, molecular function: protein binding. The transcript has 21 exons. Lineage: Eukaryota; Metazoa; Arthropoda; Insecta; Hemiptera; Aphididae.
UAGAUUUUACUAUUUAGUACAUUCUCAAUAUUUUUAAUAACAUGAAUCAUACGCUAUUAAUGUUUAAACGAUAAGGAUACAAUUGGAUUGAAGUCAUAUUCCCCUAUUAUAUAUAUAUAUAUAGACGUAUGUAUUAAAUAUUAUCACGUGCGUCAAAAGUUCGUUGAUGUUGUGUUAAAGUGUAAAAAGGACUAUCUUUAAUAAAUUAUUAUUCGCUGUUGUUUUUUAUUCAAUUCGUGUACCGUUCACUAAAGAAUCAUGAAUACUUUUGAGAUUACCCAGUCAAUGAACUGGUAUAAAUCUAAUAUCAUGACUAUGGAUGAUUCUGGAAACUUAAUUGCUUAUGGUUCAAGAUCUAUUGUUGUAUUAGUUAAUGGUUUGGAUGGUAACAGUGUAUAUGAUUUACAAUAUAAUCGUCUCAGACUUAAUACAAAAAUGGGUUGUGGUCGUAUUGGAGCAGUAUCAUUUUCUCCUAAAACAGAUUAUUUUGAAAAUGCUCAUUAUUUGGCUUGUAUAGAUGAAGUUAAUAUUUACAUUUGGAAAGUAAAAAGUAUGGUCUGUGAUCUCAUACAUUCAUUUGGGAAUAAAAAAAAUAAGAACAUAACUCUACUGGAUGUUACAUGGUUGUAUGGAUGCUUAACCGUUGUAGCGCUAUCAGAUGCUGGAACUUUACAUAAGUGGGAUAUUCAAGCAUUAACAAUGCGUAAUUAUACGUUAGAUGUUAAAGCUACACCUUUGACAUUAGCUGCUUGUCCACAUAAAAAGAAUUUAAUUGCUAUAGGAUGUAAAAAUGGUCAUCUAUUUGUCUAUGACCUAACUGGUGAUGGCCAAUUAUUACAUAAAUUGCAUUACCAUGAACGAAAUAUAAAUUCAUUGGCUUGGUGUCCAGUUCCUUAUAGUCCAUUUAGUUCUGAUCAAUCUACUGAACCUUUAUUACUAGCAUCAAUAGCCUGUGAUAGAACUGGUUUAUGUAUAAGUCGUGCUGGUUUAGAUAUGUUUAAUGAAACUACAGUAGCGUUACCUAUGAGACCACUGAGAAAAACUGCUUUCAAAAACAAAAAUAAUUUAAUUUGGAGUUGUGUUAAAUGGAUAAAACCAACAAUUCUUAUUGUUACAUCUGGUUUUGGAGAAAUUCUUAAAGUAGAAAUUAAACCAGAUAUGAUAUCUGAGCCAAUAGUGACUUUGAUGAGUGAUACCCACAAGGAUAUAAUUUUUUCUAUAGCAUGUCCUCGGGAAUCAACUAAACCAUAUUUAUGGUCAUCAUGUAUGGGUAGGAAAUUGAUUCGAACUCGCUUACUUAAUACUAGAGAAGAGACUGCUGAAUUACCAUUGGAAGUACCAACACUUGGUGGUUUUGUUUAUUGCUUUGCACUUUCUCCAGUUAAUUCAGCUGACUUUGCGUUUGGACUUGGUGAUGGAAGAAUUUAUUAUUGGAAUGUGUCUAAUAAGCGUCAAUUAGAGCUAAUCACAUUGAGUUAUUCUAUGGACUCAAAAGUAUUAUCAUUAGCAUUUCAUCCACAAGAUGAAGGUUUGUUAGCAUAUGGUACAGGUGAUGGACGUAUUGGAGUUUUUAAUUUAACAAGAAAAAAAAAUAAUGUUAAUUUAUUAAAAACUGUACUUGCUAAUCCAAUUUAUCGGUUAUGUUGGGCACCAUUUCCCAAUACAAAGACAGUCGAUGAUGCAAAACUUGCUCUUUAUGCAGUUGGUAAUGGGCAAAUUAUAAUUUACAAUGAUAUGAAUGUUUGGAAAGAUCCAUUUAAUUUGAAAGAAUUUACUCAAUUUAAUGAAAUUGAAGAUAAGUUAUCAACACCUGUUAAACGCAUUGAAAUGGCUUGGAAGCCAAAUUAUGAUGUAGUUGCAAUAGGAAAUUCAAAUGGGAGUAUUUAUUUAUUAGACGGAAACACGUUAAAACUUAAACAUGUAGUGAGUGGCCAUGAUCAAUCUGUUGAGUGUAUUAUCUGGCAUCCAACACAUGUAACUUCUGACUAUAGUGAAGAGUCUAAGUAUAAAAAUUAUUUUGCAUCAAGUUCGCACUGCAUUAGAGUUCAUCAAUUUAAUGAAGAUUGUGAACCUUCAUUGGUUGUUGAGUUUAAAGGACAUAAAGAAAAAAUCAAUGAGUUAGCGUGGAGUCCUCAUCAUAAUUUAAUACUUUUGAGUUGUUCAAAUGAUUUUACUGCAAAAGUAUGGAAUGUGGAAAAGUGUACAUUGAUUGGAGUUUAUUCUAAACACUUAUGUACUGUAUUGUGUGGUAUGUUCUCACCUUGUGAUGCUGAUAUAGUAUUCACUGGAUCUGCUGAUCAUUCUAUUCAUUCAUGGCGAUUAUCAAAAGAUUUACACAAUUACACAACAGAAUUCAAAAAAAAUCAAGAUUCUCCUAAUAUUGUUAAAGAAAAAAUUGUGACAAAAGUUGCAGACAAUUCUAAAAAUGAUUCAGGCAAAGAACAUUCAAAUAAAGUUCAGCAGUUUCCGUUAUCAAGUUAUGAACUUUUUAUUGGAAAACAUCUAGAAAAAGCAGUAGACAAAUUCAUCGAUUCUAAGUAUAAAAAUAAUGUAUCUGUAGAUGAAGAGAUAAAUUAUUUGGCAUUUUUUGGAUCAACUACUGAAAUGAAAAAGUUUUUAGAGGAUGAAUACUGUGCAUUAAAAAAAAAAUCUUCAAAUCAAAUGAUUCCUUGUAUGAACAAUAUAAAUAUAUGGGGUCAAAACUUAGAAGGUUAUUUUAAGGAUGCAAUUGUAACAAAAACUAUCAAUGAUUGGAUGAUAGCAGUUGCUCCAAGUAUUAGUUAUGAAUUAUGGACAAAAAUGUGUGAUGUAUAUGCAAGUCAACUAGAAGAUGUUGGAGAAGUUACUAAAGCAUCAACAUAUUUAGUAGCUAUAAAAAAAUUUGAUGAAGCUGCUAUGUUGUUACUAAAAAAUAAUUUGUUUCGUGAAGCUUUAGCAGUGGUUAAAAGCCAAGAUAAGCAAAAUGAUGAGAUUAUAUUGGAAAUAACUAAAAAGUGGGCGGAAUAUAAUGUUCUUCAUGGACAUCCUAAAGAAGCUGCUCAUUGUUAUCUGAGUAUAGGUGAUGUGAGAAAUACUAUUUCAUGCCUUAUAAAAAUUAAACAAAAUAAAGAAUUGUUAUUAGCUGCCAAGUUAGCUAGAUAUAUAGAUGAAGAUAUGGAAGAAUCUUUGGUUGUUAAUUUACUGAAAACUGAAUAUUUUAAGCAUCAUAAAUGGAAUGAAGCUAAAGAACUUCUAAAAGAUCAUCCUAAACUUAAUUAUUUGAACAUGUGGACUAGUGUUCAUGAAGCAAUGUUCGAAUUAAACCCCAAAGUAACUCAAAUAAUAAUUAAAAAUUGGAUUUGUGCUAUAUCAGUCAACGAAAAUUCUUCAAUUUUAAAUUAUAUUUUGGAGCAUGUAGAGUAUAAACAAGAUUAUUAUGACAAGUUAUUAAAAAUAGUGGGGUCUGAAUUUAUUUUUGAUGCUUCACUUUUGUUGCCAAUGAUUACUGUGUUCUUAGCAGGCCAGUUAUGUUUAAUAGCCUUACAGUAUCAAAAAACUGGAUUAUUUACUAUAGAUUCUCAAAAGCGUUUAAUAAAAUGUUUUGCACUUGCAUAUAACUAUGAAACAGAAUAUACAGAUUCCAAUUCAAAAUUUAAUAAGAUCCUCUCAAGAUUGAUAUUAUGGCUUUUUCCUAAAGGACCUUUAACAUUGGAUUUGUUUACACAUUUUGAAUUGAAUGACAAUUUCAUAAAGUCUAUUCGAUCUUAUUUAUGUUACACUUGUUUUUCAUGGUUAAACCCUUUGCUUACUAGUAUAAAAAAAAAACUUGACUUGCCGGUUGAUGAAAAUUUUACUGAUAAAGAGUAUUUUAGUGAAACCAUUAUUUUAAUUCAACAAUUUCAAAAAUUAUUUGACAAUUAUAAACAUGAUAUAAUGGAUGUAGAAACUGUAAACUACUUUAAAGCUAAAAAAGAAAUUGAACGUAUAAAUCAACUACUGACUUCUAGCUCUUCUGAAAUUAAUAUUGAUGGGACAGUAAAUGAAGAGUUAAUUGGAUGUAUUAAGUCAACUACCAGUGAAGAAGAAAAUGAGAAUACCGAGUUUUUAGACAGUAAAGUAAUAACUUCAAAAGCCAAUGACACAAAAUCUUUGAUUGAAAAUAUGAAAGAAUGUAAUAUCAAUAGUAGUAUUAAUUUUAACAAGUUAUGUGUAGAAAAAGAUCAAGAAAAAUCAAAUGAUUGUAUCUCAUUACAAAAUAAGGAAAUAAAUAAUUUACUCAAUAAUACUAAUAAAAAUGGUGAUAUAAUUCACACAAAUAAUGAAACAAAAAUAAAUGAAGUAAAUUUGGAAAAACAGAAUUCUUUUACAAACUUAGACGAUAAGCUAGUUAUGCAAAAAAUAAAAUUUAAAAAGAAGAUUUAUCAAUUUUAUCAAAAUAUCAAAUCAGAAAUAGAAAAUUUGAAUUGUUUAAAUGAUCAGUCAUCUGUCAAGUAUAUUGCUCAUUUAGAAAUUGAAGCCUCAAAGAAAAAAGAAUUUGAACAAAUUGUAGCUGAAUUUGAAAGUAAACGGAUUAAUUCUCCUAAUCCGUUUUUAUUUAUAGCUGAGUUGAAAACAUUUAUCCAUGAUUUUGAUAUCAACUUUAAAUCUGAUAAUUUGCUGUAAAACAAAAAUGGUUUUUAUUUAAUCUAUGUGAUACUCUACUGUUUCCUUAUUGUUAGUUAAUUGACAAUUAUCUCUUAUUUAUCUUUAAAAA